Rotaria socialis is the source of this 1152-nucleotide messenger RNA. The record is from the annotation of a GenBank genome assembly. NCBI's taxonomy places the organism in Eukaryota, Metazoa, Rotifera, Eurotatoria, Philodinida, Philodinidae.
AUGAUUGAAUUACCAGAUUUAUUUCAUGAAAAUCGAAUUUCUGAAUUGACGUUAUCUUUGAUUCUAUACGCACCUAUUGGUCUCUGCCUUGCGUUGAUUCGUUCUCUAGCAUUAUUAUUUUUAUUUAUUAUAUCGUCUCUGCUACCAACGAGUUUAUCUCUUAAUCAAUUUCUAAAUGGUGCGAUAAGUUUUAUUUUAACAUUUAUCUAUGUUGAUGAAGUCGCACGCAAUCGCGAUGAUGUUAGUAGGAAAACAACAAAAAUCAUUGUUGCUAAUCGAGUGUCUUGCUUGGAUUUAAUUGCAUUGAGAGGAUUUUUUUCAAAUAAUAAAUGUAAAAUGGUUAAUUUAUGGAAAGAAACUUCUUGGUUUAAUUAUUUUCCAUUAAAUUUUAUGGACUCAUUUCGUACGCAAGAAGAUUUAUUUGAUUUAUGUGGCAAACAAAUUCAAGAUUCUGAUUAUCAACUUAUUUUCUUACCUGAAUGUGAACCAACAACUGGUUCUGAUGGUUUAUUAAAAUUCAAUUUAUUACCAUUUACGCUUGGAAAAAAACUUGAUCUACCUAUUCUACCAGUAUGCCUUCGUACGUCUCGUGCAUUUCAAAUUAGAACUAAUAUUUUCAAUAGUCAUCCAUAUACGGAUCUAUUCUGGUUUUUAUUCAGUCCUUAUACAAGAUUUCAUAUAAAUUCUUUAGCAAUCGUUUCCCCGACCGAUGAGUCUUCCGAUGAAGCUUUCUGUGAGAAAAUUCGAGAAAAUAUGUCUCACGCAAUGGGCAUAGAAUUGACUCAAUUUGAUGAACAACAAGUAGCUGAACUUAGAAAACGACCUGAUCUUGUUCAACGUCGACAUGCACAACGUCGUGCUGAAUUUCAACAAAUGAUUAAUAUUGUUCAUCAACAAGUACCUCUUGCAUCAUUGGAAGCUAUUCGAUAUGAUCUUGAAACAACUAAAAAUAUUCAAAGAACAAUAACUAAUUUAAACGAACGUGUCGCUGCAGCAGCUCGAGCAGCAAACAAGCCAACAUCAUCAACUACAUCUUCAUAUGCAAUAUCAAAGCCUUCCGGUGGCAGUAAUCAUCGUCAGACAUAUGAACGACUAAAACACGAGUUAAUCGAAAAGAAUCGACAAUUAUUUUUAAAUAAAAACUGUAAUUAA